AUGGAUUGGGAUCGCUUUACUCAGGCCGUGAGUGGCGUGGCUUCGUCUGUUUCAAGCACAGUCAAGCAAGUCGGAUCAGUAGUUUCUGAUCAAGUGUACGGCACUGUGGCAUCGAUGUCUGAUUUCGCUGCUCGGUCUCCGCCACCGCCCCCUCCCCCCAGCGACAGUUUCGUUGAUAGAAUGUAUGACACCAUUGCCGCCCACAAAAAGGUGUGCGCUGCAAUGGCUACCGUUGUUACUGGCACUGCGUUAUAUAUGGUGUACAGUGGCAAUACGACAAAGAGAAGACGCCGCAGGUUGGCUUGUCGGGCCCAAGACGGUGGCCGUCAUGAAGUGGUGCUUUUAGCCGGAUCGCCAAGCGAACCCCUGGUGCGCCUGGUGGCCCAGGACUUGAAUGUGCGUGGUUUUAUUGUAUACAUUCUUUGUACGCCUGGAGAAGAUGAUCUGGUGGCCAGAGAAAAGUGUUCAGAUAUUCGCCCCUUGGUAGUUCCAAGUUAUGAUGCCCAAGCCAUUAGCCAGGUUGCCAACCGGUUCGAUGAAAUUUUGAGUGCUCCCGUUGCUUCCUUUUCUGGUGCCACGCCGCAUCGAUUGAAGCUGGCUGCUGUGGUCCUCAUUCCCGAUCUAUUUUAUCCAGUUGGUCCUGUCGAAGCGCUCUCUCCCCAGGUUUGGAACCAGACAUUGAAUACCAAAGUCUUGAUGCCCUUGAAUAUGCUUAGUGGUGGAUUCCUCAACGUUGUUCGUCGUCACCAGGCCCGAAUCAUCUUCAUGAUGCCGUCUAUCAUGAGCUCUUUAGAGCCCGCUUUUCAUGCCGCAGAAUCAUUGUGUGCGGCCGCAGUGGACUCGCUGGCGUUGACACUGUCCCGUGAAUUAGAACCACAGGGUGUGCCGGUAAUCCAUCUCAAGCUUGGCUCUUUCGACACAGGCAAUCGUCGGGUCAGCGAGCGUCAGAUCAUCAAAAAUAUGCGUGCUGAUGUGCUGGCCUGGCCUGAACAGGUCCGCCAUUUGUAUGGCAACGCAUAUACUGGUUCAGCAUACCUGCAAACUAAUCGCACCAGAGGAUCCAGACUGAGAGUGCUGCAUCAUGCUUUGUUCGACGCAAUCACCGCUUCAACCCCGCGGGUGGUUUAUGCCGGCCGUGGUAGCUACGCCUACGAGCUCUUUGCAAGAAUGGUACCCGAGCGGCUUCUAACGUGGAUUUUGGCACCUGGCGAUAACGAUCUAGAAUAA
Wickerhamiella sorbophila is the source of this 1227-nucleotide messenger RNA. RefSeq lists its product as hypothetical. Lineage: Eukaryota; Fungi; Ascomycota; Dipodascomycetes; Dipodascales; Trichomonascaceae. The record is from RefSeq and is a predicted model, not a curated record. The transcript has a single exon. The coding region runs from base 1 to 1227 and encodes 408 amino acids.